This is a messenger RNA of Anolis sagrei ordinatus, 559 nucleotides long. It is a transcript of the gene MRPS17, whose product is annotated as mitochondrial ribosomal protein S17. Gene Ontology annotation, biological process: mitochondrial translation. Lineage: Eukaryota; Metazoa; Chordata; Lepidosauria; Squamata; Anolidae. Gene Ontology annotation, cellular component: ribosome; mitochondrial small ribosomal subunit. Gene Ontology annotation, molecular function: structural constituent of ribosome. The record is from RefSeq and is a predicted model, not a curated record.
CUUUCCCCGGCUCAGGCCCCGCCUCUUCCUGUCCCCGGCUUCCGUUUUCCAGGCCCAAGACCCAGGUGUUGCCUGGUGCCAUGUCAGCCUUGCGCGGCGCUGUCCACGCCAAAUGGAUCAUCGGGAAAGUCAUCGGGACCAAGAUGCAAAAGACGGCAAAAGUGCGCGUCACACGACUGGUGCUGGACCCCUAUUUGCUUAAGUUCUACAACAAGCGCAAGACCUACUUUGCGCACGACCCGGAGCAGCGCUGCACGGAGGGGGACAUUGUGCUGCUGAAGGCCCUCCCCGAGCGCCGCAGCCGGCAUGUCAAGCACGCCCUGGCCGAAAUUGUCUUCAAGGUGGGCCGGGUGGUGGACCCUGUGACAGGCCAGCCCUGCGCGGGGACCCGGCGGGCCGAGGAGGGGCUCCAAGACGGCCCCGAGAACCUCACCCAGAGAGACGCUUCCUGCCUCAGCCAGAAGCUGCGCGACCUGGCUCUCGGUCCCCCCACGGACAAGUGAGCAGAGGCUUCCCUGGUCGUUUUCUGUGAUGGACAAUAAACCCAAACCCAUUUCUG